Molecule: messenger RNA, 306 nt
Organism: Trypanosoma grayi
Lineage: Eukaryota; Euglenozoa; Kinetoplastea; Trypanosomatida; Trypanosomatidae
Product: membrane-bound acid phosphatase
Exons: 1
Coding region: 1-306 (101 amino acids)
Source: RefSeq, a predicted model, not a curated record
AUGUGCCCGGCGCAGGCGUGCCCCGCAGGUUAUGUGUACGAUGCGACGGAUGGAUUGUGUGAGCACCGAGUCGUUGAAGGCGAUGUAAUGGCAAACGGAGUCGCGGUUGGUGUGGCUGUUCUCUCCGUCGCUGCUGGUUUUCUGCUGUCUAUAUUUGUGAUGCAACUGUGUCCGGUUCUUUUGAUGCGCGCCAGUGGGGAGGAGGCGAAGAAGAGAGCGCUGUAUACGUCGCCGGACGCUGCGGGGAAUUCCCACGUGAGCAGUCUGGCCGCUGAGAACAGUGAAUAUGCCCGCAGGGAGUCGUAG